Molecule: messenger RNA, 2470 nt
Organism: Odocoileus virginianus texanus
Lineage: Eukaryota; Metazoa; Chordata; Mammalia; Artiodactyla; Cervidae
Source: RefSeq, a predicted model, not a curated record
GACCAGAGGUCAAAACCCAUUCCCUGCACUGGCAGGUGGAUUCAUAACCACUGGACCAUCAGGGAAGUCCUCAGCAGAGGUUUAUUGAAGAGCAGCCAUGGGCCAGACUCUUUGCUGUUGCAGGAGGUGCAGGGGGUGGGGGGUACAAGUGGCAGCUGAGGUCUUCUUUGUCUACUGUGGCUGGCACCAGGCUUGGUGCUGGGGAUCUGGUGGGACAAGCAGGUACUUGGUCGGUUCAGCCCAGGGCGUUUGUAACCUGGGGUGACCUGGAAGGAGGCGGCCAGGGGGCAAGGAAGUGACCUUGAACUCAGGGACAGGAGCUUCAGAGUUAACUUCACUGCUGAGAGCUGAGUUCUUGGCCAGGAAGCUGCCCCCAGCCCCAGAACAAGGCCUCCCUGAGGACUCGUUGGCUCCAGCCCCAGGAUGCUGUGGGGAGCAGGCUCCAUGCAGAGUCCACGCUUUUGCCUCAGAAUGGAGCCACAUGUCACGUGCAGACAUGGGGCAGUAAUCUGCCCAGGAGGAGACCGGACACUGGAAGGCAGGUGGGAGCCAGGCAGGCUGGGUGCAGACACCUGGGCUCAGGUGACUCAGGUGCACGGCUGCAGGGUCCAGGGGGUACAGAUGGGGGCUGCUGCCUGCAGCCAGCUGGCCAUCAUGUAGGGGAAGGGUGAGAGAUUCAAAGUCAACUGCCAGAAAUGAAAGGAAACAAACCUUUCCUUCAGGUAUUAAUUCAAAAAUAAUUCAGAGCCUGAGAGAGGGCUGGUUAUCACAGCAACAGAUAUCAACACUCGGUGACCCAUACUGGUCCUAGGUUCAGCUUACAGGUGUCUGGGAUUCUGUAGUUGCCGUUAUUGACUCAGUUGGGGUGUUUUGGGUGGUAGCUGGGGCCAAAACAAAGCUGGGGGAUGAUAUAAGACACCUGGCCAGCUCAGGUGCCAUGGCAACGGGCAGGCCUUCACCUGCCCUCUGCUGAUACCAUUUCAGUCUGGCCGCUCUGUUUGUCCUCAGCCCAGAGCAAAACCCAGGUGGGUGGGGGCGGGGCAGAGGGCCAGCCGGUCUGCAGCCGUCUCUACAAGGUUGGGGGGUGGGAGGCAGCACCUGGGGUUCCCAGAGGAAAGCUGGGGACAGAUGGCAUGCUGGGAGGCAGCUGAUCAAGUGGACAGGUCACAAGGGUCCCCUGCCCUGGAGCCCGUGGACCUCUCAAUGUGCGGGACAGGGGAGGGGGCCAGCCUGCCAUCGUCCCACAAGUCCAUGCUAGACUGGAGGGGAGACCCAGGCUCUGGACAUCCAGGUGGCUGAGGACUUUCUGGGGGUGGGGGAGGGUGGGAGGUUCCUCAGGGGAACGCCACCAUGGGCAAGUGCCCUUCCCCAGACGCCAUCUUCCUGGCACGUGUGCCCUUGCCCAGAACAGUGCCCGCCAUGCAGCGGGUACCAUGAGUGCCAGCUGGCCCACAGGGGAAGCUCACAGCUGAGUGGGGCUGUGUCCACAGGCUGCAAGUACAACCAGGUGAACAGCCACUUCCACUGCAUCCGGGAGGGCUGCCAGUUCUCCUUCCUCCUCAAGCACCAGAUGACCUCCCACGCCCGGAAGCACAUGCGGAGGAUGCUGGGGAAGAACUUCGAUCGCGUGCCCUCCUCCCAGGGCCCCCCAAGCCUGAUGGACACCGAGACGGAUGAGUACAUGGAUUAUACUGGCUGCAGCCCGGGCGCCAUGUCCUCCGAGUCCUCCACCAUGGACCGAAGCUGCUCCAGCACCCCUGUGGGCAAUGAGAGCACCGCGGCAGGGAACACCAUCUCCAUGCCGACAGCCUCCGGGGCCAAAAAGCGCUUCUGGAUCAUUGAGGACAUGUCUCCGUUCGGCAAGCGGCGCAAGACUGCUUCCUCGCGGAAGAUGUUGGACGAGGGCAUGAUGCUCGAGGGCUUCCGGCGCUUCGACCUAUACGAGGACUGCAAGGACGCGGCCUGCCAGUUCUCGCUCAAGGUCACCCACUACCAUUGCACGCGCGAGAACUGCGGCUACAAGUUCUGCGGGCGCACGCACAUGUACAAGCACGCGCAGCACCACGACCGCGUGGACAACCUGGUGCUGGACGACUUCAAGCGCUUCAAGGCCUCGCUCAGCUGCCACUUCGCCGACUGCCCCUUUUCGGGGAGCAGCACGCACUUCCACUGCCUGCGCUGCCGCUUCCGCUGCACCGACAGCACCAAGGUCACCGCGCACCGCAAGCACCACGGCAAGCAGGACGUGAUCAGCGCGGCGGGCUUCUGCCAGUUCAGCUCGAGCGCCGACUGCGGCGUGCCCGACUGCAAGUACAAGCUCAAGUGCUCGCACUUCCACUGCACCUACCCCGGCUGCCGCCAUACGGUCGUGGGCAUGUCGCAGAUGGACUCGCACAAGCGCAAGCACGAGAAGCAGGAGCGCGGCGAGCCGCCCGCCGCCUCCCCCGGCCCCGAGGGCCCUUCCCCGUAG